Lactuca virosa is the source of this 1119-nucleotide messenger RNA. NCBI's taxonomy places the organism in Eukaryota, Viridiplantae, Streptophyta, Magnoliopsida, Asterales, Asteraceae. The record is from the annotation of a GenBank genome assembly.
AUGAAAUCAAUGCCGAUUGGGUUUGCUCUAAAACCGUCUUCAUGUUCUUUACGAACUCCAUUGGUGGCAACUGCAGUUGGGUCUGGUCAUGGGAAAGUAAAAGUAUCAAAGGUUCAAGUGUGGAAAACCAUUAGAUUGAGGGACUCUAAUGUUACAUUUAAGAGAUCGAAUCAUCUACACGAUUAUAAACUGAAUGAUCCUGAAAGUGCCAACAAGUAUUGCUCAGAAUUUCAUCGACAUCAAAGAGGAUCCAAACUUCAGGCAAACGCUAGCUCUGAAUUUUCUAUCAAUGCACAUGAUUCUGGGGUUGCUCCUCCCGAAAAAGAUGGCAAAACACUUGGAGCUACGUUGGAUCUUAUUUACAGAUAUUCAAGAGCUUACACGCUCAAAGGAACCGUACAAUUUCUUAUUCUUACUAUCACUCCACCAAUGUUUAUUCAUGUCUUAUCCAUUAUUUCAAUUUCUUUGCUUGCCGUCCAGAAGCUUUCCGAUAUUACUCCGUCAUUUUUCCUUGGAGUUUUGCAGGCAAUCAUUGGUGGUUGUUUAGCCAAUUUAUAUGUCGUCGGCAUAAAUCAACUCUCUGAUAUUGAUGUCGACAAGGUUAACAAGCCAUAUUUGCCAUUAGCAUCAGGGGAGCUUUCAGUAAAAACCGGCAUUCUACUCACCUCAUUGUACGCUAUUUUGGGUUUUCUCCUCGGAUGGAGUACUAAAUCUUGGCCGUUGAAGUUAGGUCUCUUGUUAUGGUAUGCUUUUGGAACUGCCUAUUCAGUUCAUACAAACAUAUACGGAAGGCCACUCUUACUUUCACAGCAUGCCAUUUUUGUAUCCGGAUUCAUGAGCAUAUAUGGGAUAGUUAUCGCACUAUUUAAGGACAUUCCAGAUGUUGAAGGAGAUAAGUUAAAUGGUAUCAACUCAAUUGCAUUGCAAAUCGGGCAAAAACCGGUGUUUUGGAUUUGUAUAUGGCUCCUUGAAAUGACAUACGGUGUGGCCAUACUAAUUGGGUUAUCGUCAACCCGUUUUUGGAUCCGAUCAUUAAUGGUAAUCGGUCAUAGCAUUCUCGGUUUUAUACUUUGGAGAGAAGCAAACCUGGUUGAUCUCAAAAAGCAACGCGGCUAUUGA